This is a messenger RNA of Vigna angularis (adzuki bean), 1716 nucleotides long. RefSeq lists its product as uncharacterized. The record is from RefSeq and is a predicted model, not a curated record. The transcript has 3 exons. Bases 1 to 1716 code for a protein of 571 amino acids. NCBI's taxonomy places the organism in Eukaryota, Viridiplantae, Streptophyta, Magnoliopsida, Fabales, Fabaceae. Gene Ontology annotation, molecular function: nucleic acid binding; zinc ion binding.
AUGGCAUCAAGAUCUCCUCCUCCCUCCGAUGUCGAUCCGUCUGACUCUAAUCAGAUGUUGAAUGCUGUGCUUCAGGCGUUGCAACAACAAAAUGUUACACUAGUUCAGCAGAAUUCCAUAGCCUUGCAGAAUCUGGAAGCUGCAAGAGUGUCUGCUGAGAACGCCAGAGCGUCGGCCGAUACCACCCAAAGGCAGUUCUUGGAUGUGAUGACUAGUGGCAGGAUUCCCACCGGUCCUUCUUUUUCGGCUGCUCCAACUCAAGAAUGGAGUUUGGAAAAUUUCUUGCAGCAUCAUCCCGCCAAGUUUGAUGGCAAGUGCUCACCAGAUGAAGCCGAUCAGUGGCUUCGUGAUAUGGAGAGAGUCUACAACGCCAAGAGGUGUCCUGAUGAAAACAGGUUGUCCUAUACUGAGUAUCUAUUGACUGGAGGGGCAAGCCACUGGUGGAGCAGUGCACGGAUGAUCUUAGAGGGAACUGGAACCCCUAUCACAUGGGACUUAUUUAAGAAGAAGUUCUAUAAGGAAUACUUCCCUGACACUCUUAGAUAUGCUAAGGAAGUGGAGUUUUUGGAGCUAGUGCAGGGAAAUAUGUCGUGGAUGAAGAGUGGCAAUGUCGCAAGUUUUGAAAACGGGUUGCGCGGUGACAUCAAGCUCCUGGUGAGAGGUCACCGUCUGAGGGAGUUUCCAGCUCUUGUGGAGAUGGCUAGGGAUAUGGAGAAGACGAAGAGAGAAGCUGAGGGAUACCCGAGUCGUCAGGUCCAGCCACUGAGGGUUGGGGGACCAGCCAUGUCUAGAGGCGGGUCCAGUUUCAGGAUGACACCAUACUCCAGAUCUUCUUCUUCUCGUAGUUCCGGAAGAUCUUCUCAGCCUUCUGUACAGCCAAGCCAGUCGUCAUCUUUGAGUAACGUGAGAUGCUAUGAAUGUGGCGGUCCGCACUACUUGUCUUCAUGUCCCCAUAGGACUAAUUUUCGGAGGUGCAACCGAUGCCACAAGGAGGGCCACUAUGAACGUGAUUGCCCUAUGGGUAGGAGAGCUACUUCCCAGCCGCAGCAUGCAGGGAGAUUUCAGCACAGAGGUGGCAUCAGACCUCAGGCCACUGGACGCGUCUAUGCACUGACAGGGACAGAAGCAGCUAACUCAGUGAGAGAGUUACAGUAUGACUUGACUGUAUCUACUCCUACUUCUGGGAUAGUGAAGACAUCUACAGUUUGUGUUAGAUGUUCAGUAGUGGUUGAGGGGCGUCAGUACAAGGUAAACUUGAUCUGUUUACCUUUGCAAGGUUUGGAUGUCAUCCUAGGGAUGGAUUGGCUGUCUGUUAAUCGUAUUCUCCUUGAUUGUGGAGAGAAAAAGCUAGUAUUUCCCAAUGAGGAGGAUUACACACCUCUGACUCCUGGUGUGUUGAGACAAGACCUAAUAGAAGGUGCAUGUUGUUUCCUGAUACUAUCACACAUGGAAGUUAAGCAAGGAGAUUCGAGCGUAGACCUCUCGGUAGUCAGUGAAUUUCUAGAUGUAUUUCCUGAGGAGAUUCCUGGCUUACCUCCUCCAAGAGAGGUAGAGUUUUCUAUUGACCUUGUAUCUGGAGCAGGGCCUAUCUCUAUAGCCCCAUAUCGCAUGGCGCCAGCCGAAUUGGCCGAAUUGAAAAAGCAGAUUGAAGAGUUGUUGGAGAAGCAGUUCAUCCGGCCUAGUGUUUAUAAAGUAACAAGUCGGGGUAUAAAGUAA